AUGCUAAAUUUGUUAUUCUUUUCUGCUAUUACAAUUCCACCAGCAAAUGAUCAAAACGACUCUUUAGUUCCGGCGAGGGGAAUUUUCGUAACAGACCUCUCAGUGCAGGCAGCUUUUAGGGGCUUGAACCAGAUAAGAAUAGGCGAUCAGGUGUUGGCUAUCAACUCGGUACCAAUUUCCUCAUGGGGUGCCGGACGCUUAAUCCAGCCAAGUUCUGCUUCUACUUCUGCUCUGGACCACAAUAUCGCUGCUACCUCACCCACUGGCCAAGGCAAGCUAUCACUAAUGAACUCGUUAGCUAACCCGGCUAGGGAACUCCAAUCAUCGAGCUCCAACAGUAUGACUUGCAAACCUGAUGUGUUCGAGACACUUGAGAAAACGCUUGGUUGUCCAGAUAGUGGCCUGCUUACUUUUGCGCGCUCUCUGCUAACACGAUCAACCCGCUCGCCUCAAUUACGUGUCUUUCGUCUGCCCGGAAAUACCCGGGAGAUGCACCGGUUGCUGAAACAUGGUGAGUCUAGGCCUAUGCUAUAUAAUUACUUUAACCUAUUCAACCAGUAUAAAUUGCCUAAUGUAAUAUAA
Protopolystoma xenopodis is the source of this 582-nucleotide messenger RNA. The record is from the annotation of a GenBank genome assembly. NCBI's taxonomy places the organism in Eukaryota, Metazoa, Platyhelminthes, Monogenea, Polystomatidea, Polystomatidae.